Messenger RNA from Bactrocera oleae (olive fruit fly), 10424 nucleotides. RefSeq names its product tyrosine phosphatase IA-2 (gene IA-2). Gene Ontology annotation, molecular function: protein tyrosine phosphatase activity. Gene Ontology annotation, cellular component: secretory granule; synapse. Gene Ontology annotation, biological process: regulation of secretion; protein dephosphorylation. Lineage: Eukaryota; Metazoa; Arthropoda; Insecta; Diptera; Tephritidae. The record is from RefSeq and is a predicted model, not a curated record.
ACAUACAUGGCUAAUGUGAAUGUUGUUGCGGCGCACGAAGUAGAGAGUCGUCACGGUUGCUGUACGCGACUAUGGUCGUUUGCUCCAGUGGUCGCUGCUCACAGCUUAUAGCUCACCAAAUAAAAUCAUUCGUUAACGUUUCAGUAGGACAUGAGCAGUCCUUCGGUUGAUGCCAAAUUUUGAACGAAAGUGUACGUACCACAAAGAAACAACAUAAGUGACCUCCUAAAAGUGUUUAACACAUAAAAAAUAUAUGUAACAUAUAUCAUUUAAAUAUUAAUAUAAAUCAUCUUUAAAUCGUUAAAAACACAAAAACAAAAGCAAACAAAUAUAUAUAUUUAUUUCAUAAUAAGGAGAAGAAAAGUUAGUGAAAGCAAGAAAAUAAGAGAGAUUGUGAUUUCAAGCGAACGAACAGACUAAGUCUAUUUCAUUUAUAUAUAUAUAGUUAAAAGGUGAAAAGAAAAACAGCAAAAAGGAGCAGUUUAUUCAUAACAACCACAUUUGCAUGUCUUCACGAACGGUUUGUGCAGAAAAUGGAAUAAGAAACUACAUGAGCAGCGCGAUAAAUGUAAAAGUGAGGUGGGCCCAUUAUCAUGGCAUGCAAUGUACAACCACAACAACAGCAACAGCAGCAAGGCGAACAGCACAACUCAUUAAGGCAACAAUGUAUUAGGCCACAGCAAGAGCAACAACAACAAGCACAAUCAUCAUCACUGCAAGAAGACCAUCAAGAGCAAGAACAAUCUCAGCGAGAGCAACCACAACAGCAGCAGCAAGCAAUAGAGCAGCACCAAGCUACGGCAGAAUGGCAGCAAUUGCCGCAGCAGCAGGAACAAGAGUCGGCGAUGCAAUGGCAACAGCAGCAACAACAACAGCCAAGUACCAGCUGGCGUUGCUCGUUGCAAGCAACAAUUAAUUGGUUGCAUCGUCCGACUACAAGCGUCACGUUGAUGUUGCAAUUGCUGUUGUUGCUAUCGAUAAAUACAGCGGCACGUGGCGAAGGCAAUGUCGGUUGCCAAUUUGUGCGAACACUUUGCCUUCAGGGUAGCGAGGUCUGUUUUGAUGAUAACAUCUUUGGAAAAUGCAUACCGACAACUGGCGUAGAUGUGGAGGACAUUGAAAAGACACCCCUCACUGAGGAGCAAUCUCGUACACUCGCCACAAUGUUGGAGGAGUUGCAGGGUGCCGGACUCGGAUGGGAUCACCCAUACGUACAAUGUCGCAUACAAGGAACACUCUACUCACUGCAGAAACAGACCCAACUACCACCGAAUCUUUGCGCAAACUUGGCACCCACACCUACCGAUAUCGACCCUGCCGGCGCUAUGGCUUUCGUACGCUUCACACCACCCGAACAGGAAUAUGUGGAUGCAGGAUAUUUCUAUCCGCCACUGAAAAAGCAACAGAGACCGCAACAACGGCUUGAAGAUGGCAAUAGCAUCAAUACCAUUUUGCAUGAGUUGCAGCUGCAGGACCAACGCCAAUUGCGACACGAUCCGCUAGAACUGGCAUAUUUCGAAAAAUCGGAUGCACAAGAGCCAUCACAACUCACACCAAAUAUAAUGGAGACCUAUUUGGAGAACGAACGUGCACGAAUACAACGCGAACAACUGGAGCAAGCAGCAGAGUUGGAGGCGGCACAGGAAAAUGCAAUGCGUAAUCGUUUAGAACUCUAUCAGAUGUUGGCAGCCUCAGAACCGGAUCCGCAGCCGUAUCAACGUAAACCGAGUAGCGCAAUUGAAAAACUAGAACAAGUUGUGGAGCGCGAACGUGAGGCAGCGGCGCGUAUACCACCGUCUACACAACAUCAGCCAGUUAUUGUACCGGAUGAGUUGUCGAAUGAUUCCAACGAAUUGUAUUUUCCUAAACGUUUCAGCUCUUUCAAACGUGUUUCAAGCAAAGCGACGGUCAAGGCUAAAGCUAAGCCGGUGCAACGUUCAUUCUUUCGUGAAUUGGCCGCAGAGCAAGGUUCGCCACAGGAACCGUUAUUGAAUAAUGAUUUCAAUGCAAAUGCGAUCGAUGAAACAGACCAAAUGUUGUUGCCAACCUACAAACGAACAACUGCUAAUGAUUUCGCCAACGAGUCCGAACGCAAGCAAUUGGCUUUCGAGGAAAGUCUCAUUCGCAACUCUUUGACACCGUUCGAAGAGGAAGCGAUGCUUUCCUCGAAUACUUAUGCGCGUAAUGCACAAAAACCGCGACCAGUCUUUACGGAGGGUGGACUCGUCUAUGUGUCCGAGGAUGAGGAGGAGGUACGCAAAGCCAAAGCACGUGAAUUACUUGAAAGCAUGUUUGGAUUCACACGACACGAACGUUUGGAUGUGAAGAAACCGGGUCCAUUAAUCGGACCUCCGCCAAAUGCUGUGGAAUCAAAGGAUACGCAAAAUAAAACCGAAGCUGUUAACGCUGGCAAUAAGGAAGUGCUGCCGGCACAUAUUAAAGGCAGUAAAGAGGGCAGUAAGAAGAAGAAAGUACUGAAGGAUCACUCCGAUGAAGAUCAUGCUCCGCACACAGUCGACACCGAAUAUGCGCAUGUGUUCGUCAAGAACCCUAUCGAUAGCUGGAGUGACGGUGUGCGGAUCAUGAACGAAUUGGCCAAUAUACUACAUAUGCAAGGAUACUUUACCUAUUUAACCGUUCAACCGCACGAAGUCUCUUUCCGGGUGGACUCAAACAACCCGGAGCACAAAACCGCCGCUGACAUAGCGCGCGCCAUCAACGACAAUCGCGGCGUAAAAAAUAACAUACUACGACGCCUGGGCUUCACCGUACUACACGCGGGUGUUGGCGAUAAGAUCAAAGACGAUACAGAUGGCGUUUCGUCAUCGCGCAUUGAGCUCGCCGAACAAGGACCCGAUGUAACGCAUAUAAUGGCAUAUAUGUUCGCCGGUGCCGGCGCUGCUGCUGUGAUUGUGAUUUUCAUAACACUCAUAUUGAUAAAGCGACAUGACAAGAAACGCGACAAGUUGGGUGGUUUGCAAUCGGGCGUCGGCGGCGCAGAGAGUUGCAGCAAAGACUAUCAGGAUCUGUGCCGUGCACGUAUGGCUGGCAAAGGAAGUGCUCCCGAACCGGUGGCAAGUGGUCGCAUAACAUCACUAAGCAAAGAAAACGAUCGACCGCCAUCGUCCCGCUCCAGCACUUCAUCGUGGAGUGAGGAACCGGCACUAACGAAUAUGGAUAUCUCUACUGGGCAUAUGGUUUUGUCUUACAUGGAGGAUCAUUUGCGUAAUAAGGGCCGCCUUCAACGGGAAUGGGAGGCUUUGUGCCGUUAUGAAGCUGAGCCGAGUGCACGCGAUGCCGCACAACAACCGCAGUGCGCUAAUUUGAACAGACCAAGUGCUCCAUUACCCUAUGAUCACUCGCGUGUGGUACUCAAUCACUUGGCCAACGCUGAAGGUUUAGAUUACAUCAAUGCUUCGACCAUUACCGAUCACGAUCCACGCGCACCGGCCUAUGUCGCCGCUCAAGGACCAUUACCAACGACCCUGGCACAUUUCUGGCAAAUGAUUUGGGAACAAGGUGCUGUUGUUAUUGUUUCGCUGUGUCGCUUACAAGAGAAUGGUGAAAUUGCUUGUGCACGCUAUUGGCCGGAAGAGGGUGCCGAGGUUUAUCACAUCUACGAGGUUCACUUGGUCAGCGAGCACAUUUGGUGUGAUGAUUACUUAGUACGCUCUUUCUACUUGAAAAAUUUGCGGACCAGCGAAACACGAACAGUGACACAAUUCCAUUUCCUCUCUUGGCCACAAGGUGGGGUACCGGCGCAAGCUAAGGCCUUAUUGGACUUCCGAAGAAAAGUGAACAAGUCCUAUCGCGGCCGCUCCUGUCCCAUUGUGGUGCAUGGCAGCGCCGGCGCCGGUCGCACUGGCGCCUACAUACUGCUCGAUCUCGUGUUGGGACGCAUGAAUAAGGGAGCACGUGAAAUCGAUAUCGCCGCCACAUUGGAACACUUGCGCGAUCAACGUGCUGGCCUCGUUGCCACACGGCAACAAUUCGAGUUCGUGUUAAUGGCAGUAGCCGAAGAGGUGCAUGCAAUUCUGAAAGCGCUACCGGCAAAUCAAUCGAAUGAGAAACGUGAAUUGGAGGCCAAAGAACCGACAACAGGCACACUGAUGGAGGAGGAAACGGGCAGUGAAGAGAUUGUGGCAACAACAUCCAAAGCGACGAAAGAGAGCGCUGUCAAGCCAACAACAGCGGCAGCAACAGCACCAACAGCUGGCGCAAAAGAGAAGGGCGAACAACAGCAGCAAAAGAAUGGCAGUGGUGAAAAAGAUCGCGAAAAGGGCGGCAAAGCAGAGCUUAAGGAGUCAAAGGCAGCACCAGCAACGCCAGCAAAAACGGCAACAACAACAGCAGCGGUAAAGAAAAAGUAAACGCGCUAAACGGCGGCGGUUGUGUGUGUUGAGGACCGCGCGCAUAUUGCAAGCGCGGCGGAGUGGUUGUUUAUUUAUGCUAAUUUUGUUUUGACACUGAGAAGUGUGUUAAUUACUUUGAAGGCAGCGAUUAUAAUGUUAUGGUUUAUAUGUAUACUAAAAGUUAGUAUUAUACUUUUCGUUAGUACAGUUAAUUUACUGGUGCGUAGUAUGCUGGCGUGUUCGAAACGGGCUAAAUUUGGUUGGCUAGAAGCGAGCUUUUUUUUUUCUUUUGAUACAUCUUUAAAGCUAUCGAUUGUUUUUUUUUUUUAAUUCUACAUAAAAUACAAUUAUAUUGUUAAAUUGUUUCCGUAAAUUGUGCGCAAAACAAGUUAUUUGCCAAUUAAAUUAAAUUUAAUUAAUAAUAAAAGUAUACACACGCAACACUUGAGUUCAGCAUGUCGCGCAGACGCUUUAUUUUGCUUUCCGAUUAAUGCGUCGCCGCUUCAACAAAUCAUUACAAUCCAGCCCAUUGAAGCGGUACGUCUUAUGCAAGUAAAUGGCGCAUGCGUGGCAGCCACACUGAACAAUACACACACAUAAACUCACUUAAAUAUAUAUACAAGCUUAAUUAAAGACAUAAUAAAAUGCGUUUAGAUUUAGACCGCAAACAACCAACCAUAAACAAUUAUUUAUUAAAUAUUAAGCAAAUACAAAUAUUGUUAAACAUAUGUAAAAUUAUCAUACAAUUACAAAAAAUUAUAAAUGUUUAUUUGCGAAAUGGAAGAAAAAAAAAAACAAACUCAAAAUGAAUAAUUAAUUAUAUAUAUAUAUCUGAGUAUAUGCUAUUGAGCAAAAAAUAACUGUAUUAUUGAUGUGCAUGAUCAACUAUUUGAAAUAACCGCAUAUAUAUGUACAACAAAUGCACUAACAACUACAAAAACAGUUUUUUGCACCCUACAUCCCUUGUAUCAACAACACCACUGCAAACUUCAAUUCAUUUCCGUAAGCAAAUAAUUUUAAUGAGUAUUUAUACACAAAAAUUCUUUUAAAUGUUAACUCUAACUACAAUAACAACAUACAUGUCUACGUGUUAUUUGUAAAUUUCUAACAAAAAAAAACAUUUUUUUUGUGAUGUGCAAAAUAUUUGAAAAACUAUACACAUGCACCUAAAAGGUAUUUACUACAAAUAUAUAUAUGUUUCAAUGUCUUCUCAAUACGAUAAAUACAUUAAUACAUAUAACAAAUGUCAUACAUAUAUCAGUGUAAUGUGUACCUUACUACAUACAAAAACAAAUAUCAAAACUAUUCAAAUAUUUAUGUGCAAAAACAAAUAUUUACAAUGUAUUAACUUUAAACGCAUAUUUACAUAUACUUAAAGAAAUCUUAUAUAUGCAUAUAAAUAUAUAUUUACAAAACACUCCAAUAUUAUGUAUGUAUAAUUGAAAAUACCACAUCAGAUGCAUUCCGAGCUAAAGUUGUUAUGUGAAAUAUAUUUUUACUUUAAUUAUUUAUGUGUAUAUACAUAUAUGUACAUAUUUUAACUAAAUAUAUAACUAACUUAAAAUACUUUUGAUGUAAUGGAAGCUUUCAAGCACAAAAGCAAAAUCAUAGCUAACUGUAAAAUCACAAAUUAGCACAAGAGCUUAUAAUAAAGAAAAACACAUACAAUUUUACAAGCCAACAAGUGAAAGCUUUUAUCAAAAAUUUAUUACAAGAAAAAAAUUUAACAAGUUUAACGUUACAAGCACUAGCUUUAUAUGUAACUUGAUAAGUAAAUGUGAGCACUUGAUUUUGUGAAUUUUAGCAAAAACUGUGUUAGCUUUCACAUAUAUUUUGCGAGCUUUCACUGGAAGCAUCAUGCUUUCACAGAAAAAAGUAAGUUUGCACUGUUAGCACACCAAAAAAAGUUUACGUGCAAAAAAAUUAAGCUUUCACUAACAACUUGGAGCUUUCACACGCAAAUUGUAGCAUGCGCACUCAAUAUUGAAGCCUUCGCACGUAAAUUAGAACUUUCGCACGCAAAGUUUUACAUUAAUCUGCAGCUAUCGCAUGCAAGUUAGAGCUUUCACACGCAAGUUGAAGCUUUCACUUAAACAAUAAAAGCUUUUACACGCAUAUUGGAGCUUUCACUAACAUUUUUAAAGCUUCAAGGAAAACAUGUUGAGCUUUCACGCAUUAAAUAGAGCGUUCGCCACCCAUAAUGUGCUUUCAUUUGUUAAAAGAAAAAAACAACUUAAAACUUUUAAAUAUUUAUAGUAUGAAUGUUGAUUUAUUAUGUACACCUGCGUCGUGCUUAAAAGCUUAACCACUUAUGUGUAAAUGAUUUCUGUGUUUCCAUAUAUAAUAUAAUAUAUAAAUAUACUUUACACAUAUACAUGGAAUAGGUGCACAUACUGGCAUAACACGUCAAAUCACGAACUCUUUAAUGAAAAAUCAAGAACCACCAUUUUCGGAAGCUACGUUGCACACACAAACACCCUUCAAAAUUUCAUUAUUUGCAAAAUUUCUAUAUAAUACAAUUUUACUUAACUUUUCUACGAGGGCAGCUAAAAAUUGUAGAAUUUUGCAAAUUCGUUAUUUUGAAGUGCUUAAAAAGCAUUGAAGCACAAGCUUUUAUUAUUGAAAAAAGCACAAUGAAAAAAAACUAAUAUGAAAUAUAAAAAAUGCACAAAAGCAAACAAGAGCUUAGAGCAAACUUGUUGCAUAGAAAUGCAAUUUAAAAUAUUACAAAAAAAUAUUUGAAAUAUUAUAACGCAAAAAUAAAAAAUGUCACUUUUUAAAGCACAAUUUGUUAGAAUCACUAAAGAUCUAAUACUUACCAGUACCACUAUGUCAAUUGAGAACACACAACAUUAUAAUUGUUAGUGAUUUUCAUUGGCAUAGAUUGGCAUGGAAAUGAGAUUUCGUAUGUAUGUGAAAGCUUUCAGCAAGCUUUCAUAUUUCCGCAAAAGAAAAAUGUUAAAGCGCACAAUAGAAAGUAACUAAAAAGUGAAAUGAAGUGUGAAGAAAAAAGAAUUGCUAUGAAAGCACAAAAAGCUUUUGGACAGUUAUUUUAAAGUUCAUGAAUUUGGAGGCAAUGUUAAGAUUACAAAGUCUUAAAACGCACACAAUUUUUUUAGAAAAUACGAAAACAGCAGUCAUACAUAGCAAAAGUAACACGAGAUAAACACUUUCAUCAACGACAAUGAUAAGCAAACUAAUGUUAAAAAUUUAAUAUAUUUUUAAAAGUUUCUAUACAUAAAUGGACAUCUAACACAUACCCAUUUUUGAUAAAGGAUAGUAUAUUCAAUUACUACUAUUUUAUAGUUUUAAAUGCAAAUAUUUCAAAAAAAAGUUAAUUUUCGUCAGUUUUGUUUCAUUUAUUACAUAUUUGUUCGUGCAAAUUUUGGUUUUUGACGCUUAUUUUAGAAAAAUGACAUUCAUAACGCUACAUUUUUAGUAAUAUUUUACAUAUGGUACAAAUGUAUUUGCGCUUAGCGUCUUCGCGGAAUUUGGUUAAUAAGACCACCAUAUAUUUUAAGACGCGCAUAACUUGUGUUUGAGGCUUCAAGCGAAGUAAAAGUAAUUUUUUUAGAUUGUGUACAGUUAUUUUUCAAUAGUUUUGGAACACAUAGAAACAAAUGUAAUACAAUCAUCUUAUACUUCCAUAUAAAUCUCUCAGUAACACACAUAACAAUGGUACAAAAUACAAUACACCUCAUACACUGCACAACCGAAGUUGCUGUCGCUGGCUAUGAAAACUUGCGGAAUGUGCAGAGUUUUGCAAGUUUAAAGCUUUGCUGACAGCAAAUACCACAACACAACGCAAAUCAUAUACACAAAUAUUUAAAACAAAAAAAAAAAUUUAAGCAAGAAAUUGAAGAAGUCAAAAACUAGAAUAAAUGAAGAAAACAAGUUUAUAAAAAAAAAGUAAUGAGUGGUAGAGACAAAAUGACGGCGUAAUGUUGUUUGAAGGCUAAUAAUUAUGAAAUAGUACAAAACACAACAAGAAAAAUUGUUUAAAAUUAAUUAAAGGAAAGGCACACCAACAGUGUGUAAAAAAGGAAAAUUUGUUAACAAAAAAUAUAUGAUUUUUUUUUUUAUUAUGAACAGUUAUAUUCAAUACGACCUUUAACAGUUCAAGUUAAAUUGGCAAGUUGGAGAUAAAAUUAAAUUCAGUUCCGCGCAAAUACAACUAAGACAACAAAAAAAUAGUGAAAUUGAAAUAGUGAAAUUUCAGUGAAAAUCAGAAAAGUGUUUUAAAUUUUUUUUUUUCCAAAGUUCUAGGCAUACAUACAAUAUUUACAUACAGAUAUAGCAAAAUUUAUGUAUUUUCAAUAAUUUUAAAACCACAAAAUUGCAGUUUUCAUUGAAAACAUGAACAAUGUAUGAAAACACUGAAAUGGAAAUUUCAUGAAAUACACAGAAAUUACUAAAUAAAGUGAAAUUUCACAAAAAAUAAAAUCACAUCGUGGCAUAACAUUUAUAAAUAUGCAGCAUAGUUGAAGAAUACGCAUAAAAAAAAACUAAAAAAAUUUAAUUAUUAAAAAGUUGAAAAAUUCUCACGUUAAAAUAAAAUUUAAAUAAAUUAUUCAAAUGUUAUGCUAUCAAUGGCGACAUAAAGUAAAAUGUAGUUUGCAUACUAGUCAAAACUAAUAAAUAUAUAUUAACGUUCUCGAAAAUUGUUACUAAUCAUUAGCACAAAAGUUAAAAGAAUUAAAUAUAAAUAUAACUAUAUACAAAUAUAUACAGGUAAAAAGUUCGUUAAAUUUAUGCGCAAAAACAUGUUUGAAAACAGAAUUUAAAAAUCAUGCAUAACUAUAUAUAUAUAUAAUUGAAAAAAAAUACAUAUAUAUAUAUAUAUACUAUAGAGAACUUACGCUCUACUAAGCUUAAGCAUUAACUGACUUAAACUUACUUUUCUUAAGUUGUAAAGCAUUUUUGAGUUCUCACUUGUUUCAGUUUGAGUUUUUUUUUUGCGAGAAACUCAAACAACAAAAACAUUACACUUGAAAACACAAUUAAAAGCAAAACUACACAAGUUUUUUCGCAAACAAACUAUUUAUAUAAAACAAUAUUACAAUAACUGUGGCGAUCUCGAAACACCAUCACCAACUGAGAUCCCAAAAAAUAAUUAAUUAAUUAAUUAAUAAAAAAAGAAAAAUGUGGUAGAAAUAAAAUUAAGUUAUUUCAAUAAAAGGAAAAAACAUUAAAUAUAUAAAGAUACUGCAAACAUACAUAUAUGCUAUGUAAUGCAAAAUAUUCAGCGUUUAUAGCAAGCAUCAAAACAAAAAAACAGAAUUUUCACAAAAUUUCAAUGUCGUUUCAUGAAACGUUGAAAGUUCAUAAAUUGUAAAAAAUUAAAUUCUCAAACAAAAUAUAUAUAAAAAAUAUCAAAAGCAUAUUUAGUAGUGAAAUCAGCAGAAUUUUUCAAAACAUGCAUUAAUAAACAUAAACAUGAAAAAUAUAAAAAAUAAAAAUUUAUAUAUGUAAAUAUGCAUAAAAAUGUUAAAUACAUAUAUACAGUAUAUAUAUAUAAUUCAAAAGUAUACGUACAUAAGUUUCAUCAAUUCAAUUGAUUGUUGUAAUUAUUAACAAUUAAUAAUGCUGUAAUUCAGACAUAAUUCGCGAAAUGAAAGCGAAGUUCGAUUUUUGAGCGCCAAAACUGCAAGCAAGAAAAAAAAGCAUAUAUUUAGUAGCAAGAAGAAAGUCAAAUAAAACUCAAAACUAUUGAGCAUAAUAGUAACAUAAUUAAUUAAUUAAUAUUUACAUACAUACACAAACAUAACCAUACUUUGCAUUACAAAACAAAAAAAAUUUACAAAAAGUAAUGCACAAGCUUUUAUGUUCUAAUUUUGAGAUUUCUUUUAAGCUGCAUACAUUUUCAUGAUGGUGUAAAUUUAAAACAAAGCAUAUAUAUACCUAAAAUACAGCAAAUUAUAAACACUGAAAGAAUUUUAAAAUUAAAAACUUGUGCGAAUAAAAAGCUUAUGAAUGCGCUAAAUCUUUUCCAAGCUUUUUUGAAACUUUAUCGAAACUUAUAAAGCGCAAACCAACUGAGCUUUCCAUAAAUAAAAGAGCAGUAAAUGAGAA